CUCCAAAAAUCCAACGCAAACCAGAGUUUGGGAUUCCAAAUCCAAGAGACAACCACAUUACUAGAUCAUCAGAAGAUGAGGAUGGGCGCUCACGAUCUGAAGCUCAAGGGGCUCAAGAGGUCCCUCAAGGAGCACAAGGCAAGGCUCUACAUCAUCCGCCGAUGCGUCGUGAUGCUCCUAAGCUGGCAUGAUUGAUCAAGCGAUUUGGAGCGAAUUUCUUCACAGUUUCUCUUGCUUCUCUAUCUGACUGGCCAGCAUAGUGGCUGAAAUUUUGGUCUCCAUCUCUGAUGUAUGUAGCAGAUGUAUAUAGCCUGUCAAAAUAGGAAGACUGAAAAUGAAUGGCAACUUCUUCCUUGA
Hordeum vulgare subsp. vulgare (domesticated barley) is the source of this 357-nucleotide messenger RNA. Its product is annotated as small polypeptide DEVIL 4-like. Gene Ontology annotation, biological process: negative regulation of cell population proliferation. Lineage: Eukaryota; Viridiplantae; Streptophyta; Magnoliopsida; Poales; Poaceae. Bases 76 to 195 code for a protein of 39 amino acids. The record is from RefSeq and is a predicted model, not a curated record. The transcript has a single exon.